Molecule: messenger RNA, 4010 nt
Organism: Apodemus sylvaticus (European woodmouse)
Lineage: Eukaryota; Metazoa; Chordata; Mammalia; Rodentia; Muridae
Product: maestro heat-like repeat family member 5
Exons: 30
Coding region: 1-3912 (1303 amino acids)
Cellular component (GO): cytoplasm
Source: RefSeq, a predicted model, not a curated record
AUGCCAAUAAUCCCCUCCCACGUUUCUGUUUCUACGAAGGAGUCAUCAACAUGCACCAGGGAAUCACCAGACUAUACCUCCAGGGACAGAGAUCCCCACGCUACCACCAUCCUCUUGUGCAGAUCCAAGGGCAGCCAGACUUCCCUGGAGCACCAGUUAUUUAUGGAGGAGGCCUACAACUCAGCCAUCUGCUUCAAGAUGCUCCGAGACAUAGGCACCGCAGACCUUCUCCAAAUCAAGUACAUCACCAAGAAGAUAAAGAAGAUGGCUCAGAGGUCCCCCAACCUGGUGAUGGAAACCAUCUACGACUUCUUCAAAGACAACCCAGAGAUGUCCUGCCGACACAGAUUCCGGCUGUUCCAGGUCCUGGUGGCAGUCAUUGGAGCCCUCGAGGUCUUGGAGGAGACCUGGCAAAAGUGCUUCAUGCAGCUGGCCCUGGAGCACAUGGCCAAGUCCACGGAACUGGAUGAUCUAUAUCAAGAUGCAGCCAGCAAUGUGUUACUGGCUCUCUGUCAGCAUUCAUGGCCGGCAGUGGCCAAGCACUUGGAGACGGAGUUCCUGACAGGCGUCUUCCCACACCGCAGCCUGUUGUAUGUGAUGGGCAUCCUGUUCUCUCAAGAGGAGCUUCUCAAGAAAGAAGACAGAGAGAACUGGAAAGGUCUGCUUUCCCAGAUGGCCAGAAAGUCGGUGCCAUUCCUGAACACAGAUGUGUGGUCCAAGGAGUUGCUGUGGGCCAUCACCAAGGCUGGCAGGACACAGCAAGAGCAUGCCCCAGACAAGGCCUUCCUGUUCACCUACUACGGGCUAAUCCUUCAAGCUGAGGAGAACAGCACCACCGUGAGGACACAUCUCAAAACCCUCUUGGAAACAUCUCACCAGUGGGCCAAGCAAAGGGAGGGCAUUGCUCUCACGGUGGGGCUGGUUGCAGUACGCCACUUGGCUGAUACCUGGGCCAUCCUAGAACAGUUUGGCCGGAGCACACCCUUCAAGUGGAGCCUACAGAACUUUUCCCUGAAGAACCUCGAGGACCUUCGGUGGAAGUGGGCCAGCAGCACCCUCCUCCUCUCCUACGGCCAGAUGGCAGCCUGGGCCAAGAACCACAUCCUACCGUGGGUGGACAACAUCUUAUCCAGGAUGAUCUUCUACUUCCGCUUUAGCUCCUGGGAUGAGACCCUGAAACAAAGCUUCCUUACGGCUGUCACGAUGCUGGUGGGGGCCAUCAGCCGGAGCGAAGGUGCUCACAGCUACGAGUUCUCCCAGACUAGUGAGCUCCUCGAGUGUCUGAUGACACUGCUGGAGAAAGAGCCACAAGAUACCCUGUCCACCAGCAUCCGCCAGCAGGCCAUCCACAUUGUCUCCAGCCUCUGUGCACUGAGGCCACCCAUGGAUGUGGACAGGAAAUCCCGCCUCCUCUCCAUCUGCUUCCGCAGCAUCUUUGCCCUGCCGCAGCUGGAUGCCCUGGAGAAGCAGACCUGCCUCCUCCAGGAACCACCCAACAUCCAGGUGCAGCCUGUACUUAAGCCCAGGGGACCCUGGGGUGCUGUGGCAGCUUUGGGGACUCAUCCCCACAGGACCUGGCUGACCUCCUCUCUUCUGCAGGGACUGUACAGACAGACCAUGGAGGCACUGGACCACAUGCUACAGUGCUUCAUGGUGCAGAACCCCACGGCCAACGAGCUACACUUCCUGCUGUUGCACCUGUAUGUCUGGCUGACGUCAGAGAAGACUCAUGAGCGCCAACGGGCAGUGCACAGAUGCACAACACUCUUCAAAUUCCUGAACCAGAAACGCUGCCUAAGUACCAAGGAGAACUUCGUAAGGAUUGGGCAGCUGGUAGCCACGCUGGGCAUCCUGUGCCAGGAUUCUGACAGAACCAUCCAGUGCUUCAGUCUGGAAGCUUUGGGCCAUCUCUAUCAGCUUCUGAUGCACCAGAAAGCCCAAGAAACUCCAGAAGAGGAGAGGGAAAGCCCUCGGGAACUGUUCAGGCCUGAUGCAGAUGAAGCUACCUUAUGGAGCAGUGGAGACCAGAAGGGGUCUCCUCCAAUCCCCCAGGGGAUGGCAUUCAGUGAUGACAGCAUCUUCCACAUGAGCAGCAACCAAGCCCUCAAGGUGAUCACAAAUCAUCUGGAAAUGGCAGAGCUGACUGAUGUCAUCUGGACAGCCAUUGAUGGCUUGGGCUCUUCCAGCAAUUCCUGGGUGCAGGCGUCUGCUGAUUUACUUCUCUUUGUCAUCCAGGAGCAUGGAGACAGCCUGGCGACUGUUGGUAAAAUGGGCCAGGCCAUCCACCACCAUCUCUGUACCAUCCAAAUGCCCCAAGCCAAGGACAGUGCCCUGCGUGUCAUCACCCUCCUGGCCCGGAACCACAUCCCAGAGCUGGUGGCUGCCUUCCUAGACUUUUCCUCGCCCCUGGACAGCAACGCCUUUCGCCUGUGGAGGGCCCUGGGCGCUGAACAGCCUGCAAGCUACCUGAUUCUGACUGUGCUGCUGGCUUGGCUGCAGAAGAGGCCUCCUCCCCCGAGUGUCGAGGACAGCAGCUCCUGUCCCGACGAGAAGCCCUACUUGCGUUCACUGGCUGCCAUGAAUACGAUCCACGAGCUACAGUUUGCACGAGAGUUCAAGAAAGCCGUAAGGGAUGUCUUUCCCCAGCUGUUCCUGGCCCAUCUGGCCCAAAUGCACUACAUUCUGGAGCUGAACCAACCUACAGAGCCUGAGCCGGGGCAGAAAGCCCAGGAGGCAGCCAUGCCAAGCCCACAAAGCCUGGCCUCUCUGCUUGGCUGCAGCAUAUCACUGGAGGCCCUGAAGAGCCUGCUGUCCACCACAGGACACUGGCACGACUUCGCUCACCUGGAACUGCAGAGUGCGUGGGAAUACUUCACCUCCGUCCACACCUAUCCACAGGCCGUGGGACUCCUUGCCAGGGCCAUGGUGCAGAACCACUGCACACAGAUCAAGGCAGUCCUUGGCUACUUGCUACCCAACCUGCAGAGCCCGCAGGAGCGAGAAAGGAAGACAGCCAUCCUGCUCCUCGUUGAGUUCCUCUAUAGCCCUGCCCUGUUGGAGGUGCUUUCUAAACAGGCUGCCCUGACUGUACUGGCUCAAAGCCUCCAGGACCCCAGCUCUGAGAUCCGCGUGGCCAGCCUGCAGGGCCUUGGGAACAUACUCUUCCACCCGGAGAAGGAAAGCCUGCUCCAGGGUCAGCUGCCAGCCUUCCUCAAUGGCUUCUUCCAAAAGAACGAGGCAGUGGUGGUUGGCAUCAUGGGCAUGGUCUCGGAUGUGCUGCACCGCCUGGGCACACAGGGCGCAGGGGCACAGAGUCUCAGCAUCGCCAUCAACGCCCGCCACUUCUUUGAUGACGAACAGGACAAAGUUCGAGCAGCAGCUAUGGCACUAUUUGGGGAUCUGGUGGCAACGGUGGCAGACAGGGAGCAGAGCAACCUGAGGACUCAAGUAUGCCAGAGCAUGGUGCCUUUGCUCCUGCACCUGAAAGACCAGUGUCCAGCUGUCGUCACGCAGGCCAAGUUCGCAUUCUACCGCUGUGCUGUGCUGCUCCGUUGGCAACCACGGUACACCCUGUUCUGCACGCUAGCCUGGGAGACCGGCCUCAGUGCCCGCCACUUCCUCUGGACCUGCCUGAUGACCCACAGCCAGGAGGAGUUCAGCAUCCACCUGUCACAGGCCAUCAACUACCUGCACAGCUGUCACCGCCACAUCAAGACCUGGGCAGCUCUUUUUAUAGGGUACACCACUUGCAACCAACCCCAGGCUGUGUCACAGAUGCUAAAUGACAAGGACAUCAGGCUGUUAUUCUCCACCUUUAAGGACCUCAAAAGGGACCCAGAACCCGGCAUCCGGGAAUUUGCCACCAGACAACUCUCGUUCUUUCGGAUGGUGUCAGCCAAACCCAAGAAGUGACUUUGAGCCAUUCUCCCUGCCUCCGCCCCCAGAACAGCCCUGCCCCUACCCUGAGAGAGCUUGGUUGUAUACCAUUUUUUCACUUGAAAGAAAAAUCU